AUGUUUCUUGUCAUCAUCAGCACAAAAACAAGUCAACCACUUCUUCUUCACAUCAACAUUAUCCUCUCUCGCAAACCCUCUACCGCAACCAUGAAGUUCCCCGUUGCCUCCGUCCUCGCCCUGGCUACCGUUGCCAUUGCUGCCCCAACCAAAGACCACGGACGCAACCAAUGCAACUAUGUUACUUGUGUCGACAGCGCCUUGCUUGUCGUCGACGCGGACAUCGACCUCCUUGGACUCCUUGACAUUGGUCUCCACGUUGGGCUUUUGGAGAAUAAGCAAUGCAAGGCGUUCUACUGCUGCCCCGAGCGUUGCAACGAGGGCGAGCACAUUCCCGACACCUGCUGGAAGCGCCAGCACUAA
Molecule: messenger RNA, 363 nt
Organism: Metarhizium acridum CQMa 102
Lineage: Eukaryota; Fungi; Ascomycota; Sordariomycetes; Hypocreales; Clavicipitaceae
Source: RefSeq, a predicted model, not a curated record